Messenger RNA from Closterium sp. NIES-65, 258 nucleotides. Lineage: Eukaryota; Viridiplantae; Streptophyta; Zygnematophyceae; Desmidiales; Closteriaceae. The record is from the annotation of a GenBank genome assembly.
AUGGGGUCCGUGCUGGGUCGCAUCGACGUCGAGACGCCGCGAUUCACGGUGGAGGAGAAGACCGAUGCGUUUGAGAUUCGACGAUACCCUCCGCAGAUGGCGGCGGAAGUGACUUACGACGGCGACCACUUCCAGCGUGUUGGCUCCAGAAGCGGGUUCUUCGCCCUGGCAGGCUACAUUGGGCGUGUUGGCUCCAGGAGCGGGUUCUUUGCCUUGGCAGGCUACAUCGGUGUGCUGGGUCCAGCGGAUGACAGUUAA